Clupea harengus (Atlantic herring) is the source of this 2906-nucleotide messenger RNA. It is a transcript of the gene slc30a6, whose product is annotated as solute carrier family 30 member 6. Gene Ontology annotation, cellular component: membrane; Golgi apparatus. Gene Ontology annotation, biological process: zinc ion transport; transmembrane transport. Gene Ontology annotation, molecular function: monoatomic cation transmembrane transporter activity. NCBI's taxonomy places the organism in Eukaryota, Metazoa, Chordata, Actinopteri, Clupeiformes, Clupeidae. The record is from RefSeq and is a predicted model, not a curated record.
AGCCUAGUGUAAGUGCAGUCGGAUUCCCUUAGGACGACAGUUGUCUUUUCCUUAAUCCUUAUUAACUCUACUUCACAUAUUUCCUUGACCCCAUGACGUUUUCCCUCGAGGUCAAGGAAAAAUGGUUAGGAAAAGUCGAUAGAACUGACUGUCUGACCGCAGCCUGAUUCACUUUUGCACAUGCGCAACCCAAAUGACGUUCACUAGCAACGUCUUCCAGUGGUCCAAAAUGGCGAUGGACAGUACUUCCACGUCUGCAGGAGGACUGUCAUAUCACAAUGUUUCUGACUUUUAUCCUCGAAAACUUGGCCCAAAACCUGAUGUCGUUCCGUCGGGAGUGACAGAGAGGAAAAUUGGACCGUUGGAUAAACCUGACAUGGUGGCAGUCGAUGUAAUUAACAUCAAGGAUUCAGACAUCCCCAUGCACAGGAAGAAGCAAGAGAAUGACACAUAUAUUCUGGGCACUAUCCACCCGUUCCGAAAAACACACAGAUCUAUUUUUGGGAAAUUGUCACAGGAGUUCCGUUUGGUGACCUCUGACAGACGGUCCUGGAGGAUCCUGCUAUUUGGUGUGCUAAAUGUGUUCUGCACUGGGUGUCUACUGAUGUGGUGCAGCUCUACCAACAGUAUGGCCUUAACAGCAUACACAUACCUCACCAUCUUUGAUCUCUUCAGUCUGAUCACCUGUCUCCUAAGCUCCUGGGUGGCUAUGAAGAAGCCCAGUCAGUCCUAUUCCUUUGGGUUUGAGCGGCUUGAAGUGUUGGCUGUCUUUGCAGCAACUGUGCUGGUUCAAUUGGGUGCACUCUUUAUCCUGAAGGAGAGUUUUGAGCGCUUUGUGGAGCAGCCAGAGGUGCACACGGGCCGGCUCUUGGUGGGGACCUUUGUGGCUCUGUUCUUUAACCUGCUCACCCUGCUGUCCGUGAAGAACAAGCCCUUCGUGUUCGUCUCAGAAGCUGCCAGCACCAGUUGGCUACAGGAGCAUGUUGCUGACCUGAGUCGAAGCGUGUGUGGGAUCAUCCCCGGUUUGAGCAGUGUCCUCCUGCCCCGCAUGAAUCCCUUCGUCCUGAUUAACCUGGCUGGAGCCCUGGCGCUGGGCAUCACCUACACGCUCAUCGAGAUCAAUAAUUAUAAUGCAGUUGACACGGCCUCAGCUGUGGCCAUUGCUCUCAUGACCUUUGGCACCAUGUACCCCAUGAGCGUAUACAGCGGGAAGGUGCUUCUUCAGACAACUCCAUCUCACGUCAUAGGGCAGCUGGACAAACUGCUCCGUGAGGUGUCCACUUUAGAUGGGGUCCUGGAGGUGCGGAAUGAACACUUCUGGAGCAUUGGCUUUGGCUCUCUGGCCGGUUCCGUCCAUGUCCGCAUCCGCCGCGAUGCCAACGAGCAGAUGGUGCUGGCCCACGUGACCAACCGCCUUGCCACACUGGUCUCCAGGCUGACAGUUCAGAUUUUCAAGGAUGACUGGAUCCGGCCAUCCCUGGUGGCUGGAGCCCUCCCCAGCGCAGCCACCCACAGCCCCUCUGACUACGGGGGCCUACCGGGCUUCCAGCCCCACUCCCACUCCCACUCCCACUCCCACAAGCCCCUGGACGAGUCAGACCCGCUCACCUCCACCCCGGCCAAGCCCACCAGCCCACCCCCAGAAUUCUCCUUUAACACGCCCGGGAAGAACAUUCACCCGGUGGUGCUGCCCAGCGCUCAGCCACAGAGGCCCUACGGCAUGGGCCUGCCGUACGGGGCCUCGCCGUACACCGGCAUGCUAAAUCAGGGCUUUGCGCCGCCCGGCAGCGGGCUGGGGCUUGGGAUGGGACUUGGCGUUGGUGCCAGGGCGUCUUCGGCGCAAGGCUACAGGACUUCAUUCGGUGGCGCAGCGCCAAACAGAUACAGCAGCAACCUGCCUCCCUCACAGAUGAACCAGUAUAGGCCCUGACCUGACUGCAGAGGGGGGACUGACGCUUUUGUACGGAUCGGCGAGGAACGUCGCUGAUCGGAGAUCACCUGAGAUUCGUCAGGCACACACUCAGAGAGGAUAUAUUAUGGUAUUUAUUAUGUUGGGACCAAGACUUCCACUCUUAAUGGAUUUUCUAACUGUAUGUUUUUUUUGUACUGUUCUAAAGAGAUCACAGAAUGAUUGGAAAUCUAUGGAAUGUGCUGUUUCACAUUUCUUUGGGAUAAGAGGAUUGUUUUGUGGGUGUGUGUUUUUUUUUGUAUCAUAAACUUGUAUUUGAAAGAGUUAAUCUACUUUUGUGCUUAUAGGACUCAAAUGUUAUCACAAUAACUGUUCCUGGGUCAGUGGCCAUGCACUAGACAAUGUAAGCUCAACUGUCUGAUCGGAGUGCUGCUAUUAUAAGAGGCAAAUAUGACCUCAUGACAAAAUGUCUUUAUUUUUGACCCCAUAAUACCGUACCCAAAUGGUGGUGGUAUUUUCAGACCACCCAAUCUACUGGCAAGGCAUUGUACCAAAGCACGUCUUAAGAGGAUUUGCAUAUUAUCAUAUUUGCCAGAUACAUUUCUGAAUCAUGCAGACAUUGCCAUUAAAACAAAUACUAAUUUUAGCGCCCCACAACCUUUCCUGAGUCAAGUGUGCAAUAGCCCAUCAGCCAGUGAGUAUUCAGAGACUGUGUACCAGGUCACAUGGCUUUAAAGUGAAAUGAGGUGGUAAUUCACGCUGUCAAGUGUUUGGUGGAUGCCUGCCCACAAGUGUUGUGGUGUGGUCUUCUCCGAAAGAUUUAUUAUGGACCACUAAUGUGCUCUGCUCUCCCAAACUGCCUUGUCGGAGCGGUGUCAAACGAUUAUGUUGAGUGAGUUUAUGGUCACUUGAGAUUUCACCUGUGUAAGGAAGUCAUGACUCUGACUGAUGUGGUGUGUCAGAGUUAUUUAAAUAAAAAGAAAUGAAUUGCACUGCU